AUGGCGCUGCUUCUCAACCAACCCUUGAAGCUACUAUGCUUUCGGAGGAAACCUGUGUUGGUGAGAUCAUCUCCUCUUCUCUCUAAUGAUGGCUUAUCAUCUUCUUUGCUGCAAACUCCUCCUUGUUUCGUCGUCAGCGCUAAACGUUGUGGAAGACUUGCGAAAGAGGGAAAACUCGUGAUUUUGAAUCCUUAUGAAGAUGAAUGCACUUCUUUGGAUAAGAAGGUGCCUAUGGCGUUGUUGUAUGAUAAUGAACUUGUAACCAUCGGUUCAUCCCAUGGCUGGAUAGCUACUUUGAGUCAGGACGACGGACUACUGCGUCUCCAAGACGAUCUAAACCCGGUUGCAUCGGAUACUAACCCGAAACGCAUUCCCCUGCCUCCUCUUGUAACUCUCCCUCAUUGCCAAACUCAAAUCGUUACCAAUGUGUCAUUGUCCGCAUCUUCUCCUGAGGAUGAAGACUGUGUUGUGGCUGUCAAGUUUUUGGGACCUCAGCUCAGCUUUUGCAGACCGGCUCAAAGUAACUCCGAGUGGAUCAACAUCAGAAUCGAAAACCCUUGUUUCUACUUAUCUCGUGUCAUGUACUCCAAGAAAGAUAACAUGUUUUGCAUUCCCGGAUCUGGAGGACACCUCAUUGGAACAUGGGAUCUCCGCACACACAAGCAUAAUUUGCAGAGCUUGCAGUUUCAAAACCUUCCCAAGCUGACAAAGACCAAACAGAAGCUACUGGAUUCAUGUUGCAAGAGCGAGCACUUGGUUGAGUCACCAGCUGGUGAAACUUUCUUGGUUAAGUGGUACAAGAAGUCUUCAAGCAAGAUCAUCAAGGGUAUUGCGCAAAUGAAAACACAAGCUUUAAUGGUGUUCAAGCUUGACGAACAAGGAAACGCGGUUUACACUCAAGAUAUUGGAGAUCUCUGCAUUUUUCUUUCAAAGUCUGAACCUUUUUGUGUCCUUGCUAGCUCUUUUCCCGGACUGUGCCCUAACAAUGUCAUACUCUUUGACUGUGACGAAGGCGGCUUUUUCGAUCUGGAUGAUUCCACCAUCAUUACUGAUGUGAUGCCUACAUCAUUCAAAAGCAAUUACCUUAUGCCACCCCAAAAACUAGAUUAG
Arabidopsis thaliana (thale cress) is the source of this 1110-nucleotide messenger RNA. RefSeq lists its product as hypothetical. The coding region runs from base 1 to 1110 and encodes 369 amino acids. The transcript has a single exon. Lineage: Eukaryota; Viridiplantae; Streptophyta; Magnoliopsida; Brassicales; Brassicaceae. The record is from RefSeq and is marked reviewed.